Argentina anserina (silverweed cinquefoil) is the source of this 1326-nucleotide messenger RNA. Its product is annotated as aspartic proteinase CDR1. Gene Ontology annotation, biological process: proteolysis. Gene Ontology annotation, molecular function: aspartic-type endopeptidase activity. The record is from RefSeq and is a predicted model, not a curated record. Gene Ontology annotation, cellular component: extracellular region. Lineage: Eukaryota; Viridiplantae; Streptophyta; Magnoliopsida; Rosales; Rosaceae.
AUGGCCUCACCAACUCUUGCAUGCUUCGCUCUUCUUAUAUUAGUGAUUGCCACUACCACUAUUACAACUUCUUUCACCCUCUAUCUCAUCCACCGCGACUCCCAACUCUCUCCCUCCUAUGAUUCUUCAACCAUCAACUUCCACCGUCUCCGCGAUUCAUUUCUCCGCUCCAUUGCACGCGCCUCUCGCUUAACACGCGCCACAACCAUCCCCACAGUCGAGUCAACAGUGUUCUCGAGCUCCAGGGAGUAUCUCAUGAACGUCUCUGUUGGAACCCCACCGGUGCAAGUCCUCGGAACAGCCGACACCGGCAGUGACCUCAUAUGGACCCAAUGCAAGCCAUGCAAGCAGUGCUUCGACCAAAACCCUCCCCUCUUUGACCCGGCCCGCUCAUCUACCUACAAAACCCUACCAUGCCAGUCCAGCUCAUGCUCCGACCUCGAUCAAGCCACCUGUGCCACCGCUGCCGAGUCUUCCGACGGCCAAGACACAUGCCAGUACAGCUACCAUUAGGACCGCUCCUACACACGUGGAAGUUUAGCUAAGGAAACCUUCGUUAUCGGAUCAACCUCCAGCCAUAAGGUCUCCCUUUCCGAGAUCAUCUUCGGUUGCGGCCAUGAUAACGGUGGCACUUUCGACGAGUCCGGCUCCGGUCUGAUAGGUCUCGGUGGCGGUCCACUUUCUUUCAUUUCUCAGUUAUCAAAAUCGACAGACGGAGGGAAGUUCUCCUAUUGCUUGGUUCCCAACGGUGCCAAAUCAAAUGAAGCGAGCAAGAUCAGUUUCGGCACAGCUAGCAUUGUCUCCGGCGCCGGCGCCGUAUCAACUUUUCUAGUCUCCAAACAGCCCAACACGCUCUACUAUCUCACGCUCGAGGCCAUUAGCGUAGGAAAAAAGAAGUUACUCUACAAGAGCCCAUCAAACAAGGCCAUCGACGAAAGUGAGGGUAACAUUAUAAUUGAUUCUGGUACUACAUUGACCCUUCUGCCGCCUGGCUUCCACGACGACGUCGUUUCGGCUCUCGAGUCAGCUAUUAAUGCAGAGAGAGUUAGUGAUCCUAGAGGCGUUUUGAGUAUUUGUUUUAAGAGCAAGAGAGAUCACAUUGGUGUACCGUUUAUAACGGCACAUUUUAGCGGUGGGGCUGACGUUAAGUUGAACGCUUUGAACACGUUUGCGAGGGUGGAGGAUGACAUGGUUUGCUUUACAAUGAUUCCGUCCGAUGAUGUGGCCAUAUUUGGGAACCUGGCUCAGAUCAACUUCCUGGUGGGCUAUGACCUAGACGAGAGAACUGUUUCCUUCAAGCCAACUGAUUGCACUAAGCAUCGUUAA